Messenger RNA from Closterium sp. NIES-65, 4203 nucleotides. The record is from the annotation of a GenBank genome assembly. Lineage: Eukaryota; Viridiplantae; Streptophyta; Zygnematophyceae; Desmidiales; Closteriaceae.
AUGCCUCCGCGCGCCAGAAGAGGCGGGGCUUCUCGCAAGUCCCCCGCAUCCGCCUCUGCCCGCGGAAAGGCUUCUCCUGCCGCCGCCGCUUCCCCCGCUUCCCAGCGCGGACUUUCCGACAUCCCCAGCGUUGCUGAGGUUCCCAUCGCUACGUCGCCGCUCGCGCUGCCUGGAAAAUCUCCUGCAAAAUCUCCUGGGGGUCCUGCUGCGGUUGACGGGUCGCCAGGGCAGACUGGCAGACAGCUGCGGAGCCAGAAGCCCGGAGAGUCCCCGAGCCUGCCAAACGGAGGUUCCCCGAAAUCUCGGGGAAGGAAGCGAGGGUCGUCAGACGGGGAGACGGACGCUAAGAGACGACGGUCGGGCGAGAAGGGCAAGGGAGGUGAGUUGGCGGAGGGGUUGGGGGGAAAGACUGGUGCCUCGCACACGACUCACUCGCGCCUCUCCUCUCUCCUCCCACCAGCAGCAUCACCAGCAGGAAAGGCCGCAGAAGCAGCAGCUGCAAAGGCAGUAGCAUCGCCAGCAGCACGGAAAGCAGGGAAGGCAGGGAAAGCGGGGAAAGAAGGGGAAGCGGGGAAAGGAGGGGAAGAAGGGGUAGCAGAGGAGACGGUAAAGCUGGAAAAGGCAGAUGAGGCUGCUGAGCGAGAGGACGAGGGGGACGCGGACGAAGAGCAGGGAGGUUCAGGCGAGGAGUCCCCAACAGGGGGGGAGCAGCAACGGCGGGGCGCGCGCAGAGCACGCGGAGAAGGCAGGGGGGGAGCGGGAGGCGCAAGCAGAGGCGCGGGGGCUCGCGGACGGGGUCGUGGGGCGCGGGGGAGAGGGGGUAAGGCUGGCGCUGGACUUGUUUCCCCUGACCGCCCCAUGUCCCCAGGGGGAGCGGCAGGCGCGGGGAAAGGAAGAGGCCCCAGGAAGCGGUCCCCUGCUCCGCCUAUCCAUGCUGAUGGGGAGACAGGCGGAGCGGGGAAAGGGGGAAGGGGCGGGGGAGGUGCUGGGGUCGCGGGGGCGGCGGGAGGGGCGGGGAGAGGCGGGGAGGAGCUGCAGGAGGUGGUGCAUGAGGCUGGGGCAGCGGGGAGUGGGAUUGUGAGGGAUGAGAAGGCGUUGGACUCGGUUGUGAAGGUGUUCUGCGUGCACACUGACCCCAACUUCUCCCUUCCCUGGCAGCGCAAGAGACAGUACAGUUCCAACAGCAGCGGGUUCAUCAUUGAGAACCGCCGUGUGCUCACCAACGCGCACUCCGUGGAACACCACACGCAGGUGAAGGUGAAGAAGAGGGGAUCAGACACCAAGUACCUCGCAACAGUGCUUGCUGUGGGCACUGAGUGCGAUAUAGCGCUACUGUCAGUGGAGGAUGAUGAGUUCUGGAAGGACGUGCAGCCACUCAAGCUGGGGUCUCUCCCGCACCUCCAGGACCCAGUGACAGUGGUUGGAUACCCCAUAGGCGGCGACACAAUCUCAGUGACCAGUGGAGUGGUGUCGCGCAUCGAGGUGACAGCAUACGUGCACGGGGCGUCGGAGCUGCUGGGCGUGCAGAUCGACGCCGCCAUCAACUCGGGCAACUCGGGCGGGCCGGCGUUCAACGCGGCGGGCGAGUGUGUGGGGAUUGCAUUCCAGUCGAUGCGGGGGGAUGAGGCGGAGAACAUCGGGUAUAUCAUCCCCACGCCCGUCAUCCACCACUUCAUCUCGGAUUACGACCGCAACGGCCACUACACAGGGUUCCCCAUCCUGGGCGUGGAGUGGCAGAAGAUGGAGAAUCCAGACAUGCGCAAGGCGCUCGGCAUGGAGGCGGGGCAGAAGGGCGUGAGGGUGAGGCGGGUGGAGCCCACCUCGCCUGCCGCCCAGCUGCUGCAGACCUCAGACAUCCUGCUGUCCUUCGAUGGCGUGGCAGUGGCAAAUGACGGCACAGUGCCGUUUCGCAAGGGCGAGCGCAUAGGCUUCAGCUACCUGGUGUCUCAGAAGUACGAGGGGGAGACGGCACAGAUCAAUGUGCUGAGGGGCGGCAAGGUGCUGCAACUGCAGGUGGAGCUGAGGAGGCACAAGCGCAUGGUGCCCGUGCACAUUGCGGGGCUGCCGCCCUCGUAUUUCAUCGUGGCAGGGAUUGUGUUCACCUGGGUCACCGUGCCUUACCUCCGGGCAGAGUACGGCAAGGACUAUGACUAUGACGCGCCGGUGAAGCUGCUGGAUAAGCUCAUGCACCGCAUGAGACAGUCAGACGAUGAGCAAGUGGUUGUCAUCUCACAGGUGCUGGUGGCGGAUGUGAACAUAGGCUAUGAGGAGGUGGUGAACACACAGGUGGUGGGCUUCAACGGCGUGCCGGUGAAGAACCUGCUGCAGCUCGCUCGCCUCGUGGACCAGUGCACCGACCCCUUCAUGCAGUUUGACCUCGACUAUGACCAGUGCACCGACCCCUUCAUGCAGUUUGACCUGGACUACGACCAGUCGGCUCAAAGGGGUUUCCUGCCUGCUGUGAAGGGAGAAUCCCCCUCCACGAGUCCCUCCCCCCUUUUCCCCGACAAUUCCUUUUCCUCACAGCAAUGGGAGGAGGCGUACGGGCUGCAAAAAGAGUCUCUUCUGCCCCCGGAAAAGAUAUCCCUGCCCGCUGACGUGGCAGCAGCUCCGCAUUUGGAGGCGUGCAGCGAGGUGUCGGCGCACAGACUGGCGGCGGAGCAGCGAGGGCCCAAUGGGGAGUCGCCUGAGUGGGCUCGUCCUAAAGACUGCUGCGGCUGCAACCCACAGCCGCCAUGGGUGUGUAUGGGUGGGUAUGAUUGGGUGUGUAUGGGUGUGUAUGGGUGUGUAUGGGUGUGUAUGGGUGUGUAUGGGUGGAUUCGUGGUUCAGACGCAGCCAAUCUGGGCAUGACACGUGUGGCACAGAGGGACAUAUGGGAGCACCAGUUCCCGCCCAAUCGGUGUGAGGGCAGGCGCCUGCUCAUUGCGCACUGGGCCUACAUCGCCCAUGGGAUCGGGUCGCAGUUGCACAUCAUAACGGCCAUUCUCAGCCUGGCCAUGCGCCACAACCGCACGCUGGUUCUCCAGUAUCCGUCGUUUGACCGCGCCAAGCACGACGAGUGCAAUGCCACAGGAGCAUGGGGCUCGUUCAACUGCUACUUCUUCCCUCUGACCUCUCCUGACUGCGAGGAGAUCGCGCUCAAUUCCAACAGCACAGGGGCGCUGCCGCCCUGCUGCACGCCCAGCACCAAGGAGGAGGUGCUGGCAUCGGACCACCCCAUUGUGUGCUUCCAUGGGGAGCCCUUCAAUGGUCUUCAGCUCGAAGCCAGCAUUGCCAGCCAGUGGGACACGGCCUACCUGGAGCGACCCAACAUGAUCGAGCUGCAGGGGCAGGUGGAGAGAGACAAUCCCCAGCACAUCAAGGUGCACUGGUGGCGCAGCCAAGCGCUGCGCUUCAUGCUGCGCUGGCCCUCGCCGUACCUCUGCCAUCUCACCAACCGCAUCCGCCACGGCGCCUACGGGCUGCGCGUGGCAACCCACACCGUGCAGGCCCGCGAUCGCAGCGCCGCCCUCCUCCGACUCUACAACGACCACCUCUCUGCUGCCUCCCCCUCUUCACUCCCUGCUUCUGCCUCCUCGACAUCUCUCCACCCCCUCAGUCUCAACCACUCCGAUCCAUCUUUCCUUACCUCUGCCGAUCCAUCCAUGCAAUCCCGGGCCUGGCCCGGGCUCGGCGUCGCCAGCUGCUCAGGCUCGGCAAGCUCUCCCGGUCCUGCCCCCAGCUUCCGAGCCUAUCUGACGAGCCUGUACGAGGGGGUGGGGCGAGAGGCGUAUAUGCCUCGGCCGAUGGUGAGCCUGCACAUUCGGCAGGGCGACAAGGGGAGUGAGAUGAAGCUGAGCUCUUUCAACUCCUUUAUGUUCUAUAUGCACCGCCUCAGACUCCACGUUCCCGACAUCCGAUUCGUGUGGAUCAGCACUGAAAUGCAGUCCGUGAUCGACCAAUCAGCGCAGUUCAAGGACUGGACCUUCUUCUAUUCGCAGAACGAGAGGCAGCUGGGCGACAUGCGGUUGAUCGACUACGAGAAGAAGGCUGGCAGGGCACAGCUGGUGGGGGUGAGCUUUGCGAACCUGAUUAUCUCAUCGGAGUGUGACUACUAUGUGGGCGUGCUUGGGUCCAACUGGAACCGGUUGAUCAAUGAGAUGCGGGCCACGAGUGGCAGGGUGUUUGCUGGUUAUGUUGCGAUCAACAAUGGUGAAUUCUAG